UUGAGAGCAAAGCACAGGGCAAAUCACAGAGCAAAGCACAGAGCGAAAUGGACGAGCCGAUACUCUCGCCCACACAGGAGCACUAUCUAAAGCGUGAGCUGCUGAAACUGCAAUGCGAAGGUGAACUGGAGAGGUUCAACAACCCUUUGGCAUUGAGAAGCUUUGGGUUCCCAUUCACGGAUGGAGACCCCAGGGAGAAGACGCUGAGCACAGCGAAGCCGAGAGAUAGCGUGGACACCAUCGACAGGGAAGUGUCGGAGACGUAUCCGAUGAUCCGCUUCUUCUUUACACGCUUUGUUGCCACGAUGCCGUUCUUAUCACCUCAACAUCAGGAUUACCAACAGUUUUGGGCUGGGAAGGUACAGGUGUUCUAUGAGCACUUCAUGUCGAUGUCGAUGAGCGAGUCCUUGGACCGUGAGGAGACCACCAAGCGUAAGAAGAUGGCCCGGAAGCUGGAGAAGCUGGUGCUGACGAUGUUCAAUUCUGGGGUUGGCACCGUCAAUGAAGCUGAGUACUAUAGCUCAGGAAAGCUUGCCCUGACCAAUGGCGUGGUUGAGAGCAAAAGGUUCCAGAAGCUGCUAUUCCCGUCGAAGGAGACGUUGCAGGCUCAUCUGGCAAAGGGCGAAUACGUCAAUGGCAUUAUGCUGAACGUCUGUGGGGUCCGGAAGCUGAAAAAGGCCAAUAACAAGUUUCUCAGUGGCUUGAACCUUGCAAAGACACAUGAGACACACUACGAGUUUGUCAUAAAGACCCAGCUGGACAUCAGCGAGAGCCAGCCGGUGUUCGUGUCCAGAAGGUACACGAGCUUCAAAGAGCUCCAUAGUAAGCUGAAGAAGAAGUUCCCAGGGAAACAACUGCCAAAAUUACCUUCUAAGGUGAAAUCCAUCAUCAGCCUUGGUGGUGAUGACGAGGGCGAAGACGACGAUGACUAUGAACGAAUUGAUGACGACGAAGAUGAAGAGGAGGAUCAUGAGGAAAGAGAGAGGGAAAUAGAGGAGGAACAGAUGGCUAAGAAACACGACGACGAGAUUAGAAAGAAUCUGUCACAAUUGUUCCAGUCUCUAAAGUUGGAUAACAGCAAGGAUUAUAAGGAUUCGAAUCCAAAGACUCCAACUAUGCCACAACACUCCCAGUUCGACUCCAAUUCGAGCCCCAAGACUCCUAAAUCUCCAAUCAAGAAGAGUGCAAUGUCGAUUCUGUCUCCUAGACAAUGGACAUCUCCAAAGAGCUCCCGUUCUUCUUCACAGGAGAAUAGGCUGCCGAGGGAAAAGACACGUGUUGGUCUGAGAUCUUACCUCAGAAAUCUGAUUAAAGACGUUGAAAUUGCACAUUGUGAUAUCCUGAGAGAGUUCUUAUUCAAGGAUAAGAUCCAUACUCUAUCGUCAGAGGAUCAGAUAGAUCUGAAGAUCAGAGAGAAUCUGGAUCUGCUACUCCUAUUGAACCAAGUUAGAUUCCAGAAAGAAUCUUAUGCUAAGAUCACAAAGCUGAAAGAGGAAUCCCUACCUCUACGUGCCAAAUUGCUGGAGUCUGAUAAUGGUUUGGUUGACUUGUUCCAGGAGUUGAAGACCAAGGAACACGUUUCUGAGCUUUCUCCAAUGCUGCGUAACUUCAUCGAAUGGUCCAAAGUGGAGAUUGCUGCGACUAUCUAUAUCAUGUUCCUGGGAAACGAUAACUCGUAUGAAUUCUAUUCACAGGUGAAGAGAUUACACAGACUUAUGCCGUAUUCAAUCAUGAUUAACAUCUUGAGAUUCACCAACCCAAUGAGUAUAAUGAAGGCGAUGAUGGAUUUGCUCAUGGCAAAUCCAUUUGGUGGUAAAUCACUCUUACAAACACUGUUCUACGGGAUCUUAUCGGAUGAUAUGAAAUCGCAGACUAAAGUCAUUACGGAGUUGGAACAAAAGAUUGGUCAUACUGAGCUCAUCGAUCGGUUGAAGUACUUUGUAUACGACUGCACAGAUAGUGAUUUGAUUGCAUCUGUUAAAAGGGAAGCAAAAGAACUGCAGUCGGAUGUUGUUCUAACUGUGAUGAUCUCUCCACAGCUGUACGAAUUGUCCUAUGUGGAUGACGAUCUCACAGGUCAAGUGUUUGAGUCCUACAAUGAGUAUAAGAGACUGCUCAUGUGUGAGGACGAUGCGGAACAGUUGGCUCUGGUUAAUCAGGAGAAGGUGGAGCUGUAUUCGAAUUUGAAAUCCCUUUACAAAUUGUACGUUAGAAAUAGGGACAAGGAGAUCAUGCAACAACUGUGGUCAGAGCCUGAGCUCAUUUCAAUCUUGAAAGAGCUAUUCACAAUGUUUUACAAACCUUUGGUAUCAUUGUUCUCCUCUGCACAUGUUGAUGUUGCCUUCCGUAAUUUUGAGAGUUUCAUGGAUGACUUGAUCCAUCUCAUCGAUCAUUUGAGCCAUGAGAUGUACGUUACAGAUACUUCCAAGAUUGUGGAUAGCAUCAUGAAAGUGAUUGAUUCCCAUGUCGAUGAGUUUUAUCAGUUUGUCCAUGAGACAUAUGUCCAUGAUAAGCAAGGGUUGUUCGACAAGCUGAUCCGAUGGAUUAGUGAUAUCCUUAGCUUCUUGAGACACGCAAAGGAUCAUCAUGCCACAACAAUGAGAAUCAACUUGCAACAGCUGCUGCAGGACUCACCAGGUGUUGAUGUUGAAGCCGUUCUCUUAGAGUUGGAUGUCAUCAUUGCUAACGUCAAGAAAAGACACGAGAAGUACCAACGCAAACUGGCUCGCGACGAAUCAAAGUCCAAGUCCCUUAUGGAACAGAACUGGAAGUCCAUAAACGAUAUCGAUGUGUUUAAGACAACUGAUUUUGGUAUAAACGAACACGAUUUGAUGGAGAUGGAAGAGGACGAUGACGAUGACGACGAGGACAACGAGCAAGAACUCGAACGCAAGAGCGUCCUUCUCCAGGAGCCAACCACUGAAAACAUCGAGAAACUUGUUCCAAAGUUUAGAGACCAGCUCAUUGAGCUGCUAAAGAGCUACUCAUAGAUCUCCUCUAUGUAUAAUAUUGCUUGAAUUGUAACUAUCUGUAUAAAUGUGUAGUGAUCACGUGACUUCUCUAUACCCUGUCACGUGUACAGACAUGUUGCCCCGACCGAUGAGCUUUGGC
Molecule: messenger RNA, 3111 nt
Organism: Williopsis jadinii
Lineage: Eukaryota; Fungi; Ascomycota; Saccharomycetes; Phaffomycetales; Wickerhamomycetaceae
Gene: LEC1
Product: Lec1p
Exons: 1
Coding region: 48-2990 (980 amino acids)
Molecular function (GO): phosphatidylinositol binding
Source: RefSeq, a predicted model, not a curated record